CUUUUCUUUAGUUGGAGAACAUCAGUUGACAGGCCAUAAGGUGGCAGUUAAAAUAUUAAAUAGACAGAAGAUUCGCAGUUUAGAUGUUGUUGGAAAAAUAAAACGAGAAAUUCAGAAUCUGAAACUCUUUCGCCAUCCUCACAUUAUCAAACUAUACCAGGUAAUCAGUACUCCAACAGACUUUUUUAUGGUAAUGGAGUACGUGUCUGGAGGAGAAUUAUUUGACUACAUCUGUAAACAUGGACGGGUUGAAGAGAUGGAAGCCAGGCGGCUGUUUCAGCAGAUUCUGUCUGCUGUGGAUUAUUGUCAUAGGCAUAUGGUUGUUCAUCGAGACCUAAAACCAGAGAAUGUGUUAUUGGAUGCACAGAUGAAUGCCAAGAUAGCUGAUUUUGGAUUAUCUAAUAUGAUGUCAGAUGGUGAGUUUCUACGAACUAGUUGUGGAUCUCCAAAUUACGCAGCACCUGAAGUCAUCUCAGGCAGGUUAUAUGCAGGCCCUGAAGUUGAUAUCUGGAGCUGUGGUGUCAUUUUGUAUGCCCUUCUGUGUGGCACCCUCCCGUUUGAUGAUGAGCACGUUCCUACAUUGUUUAAGAAGAUCCGUGGAGGUGUGUUUUAUAUCCCAGAAUAUCUCAAUCGUUCUGUUGCCACUCUCCUGAUGCAUAUGCUACAGGUUGACCCUCUGAAAAGAGCAACUAUCAAAGACAUAAGAGAGCAUGAAUGGUUUAAACAAGAUUUACCCAAUUACUUGUUUCCUGAAGACCCCUCUUAUGAUGCUAAUGUCAUUGAUGACGAAGCUGUGAAAGAAGUGUGUGAAAAAUUUGAGUGUACAGAAUCAGAAGUAAUGAACAGUUUAUAUAGUGGUGACCCUCAAGACCAGCUUGCCGUGGCUUAUCAUCUUAUCAUUGACAAUCGGAGAAUAAUGAACCAAGCCAGUGAGUUCUACCUCGCCUCUAGUCCUCCAACUGGUUCUUUUAUGGAUGAUAGUGCCAUGCAUAUUCCCCCAGGCCUGAAACCUCAUCCAGAAAGGAUGCCGCCCCUUAUAGCAGACAGCCCUAAAGCACGAUGCCCAUUGGAUGCACUGAAUACAACUAAGCCCAAAUCUUUAGCUGUGAAGAAAGCCAAGUGGCAUCUUGGAAUCCGAAGCCAGAGUAAACCAUAUGACAUCAUGGCUGAAGUUUACCGAGCUAUGAAACAGCUGGAUUUUGAGUGGAAGGUAGUGAAUGCAUAUCAUCUUCGUGUAAGAAGAAAAAAUCCAGUGACUGGCAAUUACGUGAAAAUGAGCUUACAACUUUACCUAGUUGACAAUAGGAGCUAUCUUUUGGAUUUUAAAAGCAUCGAUGAUGAGGUGGUGGAGCAGAGGUCCGGUUCCUCAACACCUCAGCGUUCCUGUUCUGCUGCUGGCUUACACAGACCGAGAUCAAGUUUUGAUUCAACGACUGUGGAGAGCCAUUCGCUCUCUGGCUCCCUCACUGGUUCCUUGACUGGAAGCACAGUGUCUGCAGCAUCCCCUCGCCUGGGUAGUCACACCAUGGAUUUUUUUGAGAUGUGUGCCAGUCUCAUCACCACUUUAGCCCGUUGAUGAUCUGUCCCUGGUUUCUAUCUUUCUGUCACUGCACUGUGAAGAUAAGACAUGUUCUUUAAAUUAUUACCUUCCAGAUAUCACAUACUCUGCAAUAGUAAUUGUGAGAUAUAAAUAUUACCAGGGGAAAUACAAUACCAUUGAAACUACUGAAAACAAAAAGCCUGACAUUUAAUUUUCUUUUAGAACUCUCAUUCUGUUGUGCCUCUCAUAAGCUCACACAGGCAGCAUUUUUAAUGGGUGGACAAUAUGAAGAUUGCUAAUGUACCAUAGUGAAUUCACUACGGAUGAUGAGCACACCUCACUGGCGAGCAAGCUAAUCUAGUACCUCCUUGUUCCACUACUUAGUGUAGGUAAAUCCAGUUUAUUUCCUAAAUUUCAGCAGGUUUUAAACCACGUUUUUGCUCCCAUUUUUGUUGCACAAGAAGAUUAAAAGACAAAAUAGUUAUCAUUAAGAUGCUUUUUAAAUGGUGAAAUCUUAAAAGUUUACCCUCUCCCAAAAUUUAGAAACUCAGCUCUUUAACAGUGUUUGCAGAUACUGCCUACUGUUCACCAGAAGGGCUGCGGUCCUGUAACAGGUACCCAUGAUUUUCUUAAUAACAGUUUUGUUUUGAGAUUCCCAGAAUGAUGUUUCUCUUAAGAACCUUAGAGGUUCUAGUUAGUAUUGAAACAUCUGAAAUUGGAACACUUUUUCUGUACUUUUCCAUAAGCUUACAUGAUUUAAAGACCUGUCUUUUUCAAAUUCUUUUCAUGUCUUUUAUUUUUGCACAUUACCAGUCAUGGUAAAAUAGUAGACAGUUAAAUGAAACAACUUGAAACAUCACUAGCCCUUAAAAGAGAACUUAUCUUCGAUCUUUUAUUUUGUGUGUAUGUGGUAAGGGAGGAUAAGGAAGUUAGAGUCCUGUUAUAUCUCACGAUGCUGAUUCUUCAUGUGAAAUUUAAGUUAUACAUGCCAUUUCCUUCUCCCCCUUUGCCUUUGACCGUUGUCUUUGUUCAUUGUCCUUCAGUGGCUGAUUACCUUAACUUUUGAUUCCUUUUUGGUUCCCUUUCUUGGCUGCUAGCCAUUUAGUUUGAAAACAUGAUACUGGCCCUAAGGGUUUUUAUGCUUCCAAAGCUUGAUAGGCUGUGACCUUCACCCUUGAUCCUGAUAGGGUGAGGAAGCCUUAAACAUUUAAAAAUAUUGUCUCUUGAAUAAAUAUAUGUGAUGUUUACAUAUAUACAUGUAUGUAU
Molecule: messenger RNA, 2806 nt
Organism: Fukomys damarensis (Damara mole-rat)
Lineage: Eukaryota; Metazoa; Chordata; Mammalia; Rodentia; Bathyergidae
Gene: Prkaa2
Product: protein kinase AMP-activated catalytic subunit alpha 2
Exons: 8
Coding region: 188-1576 (462 amino acids)
Biological process (GO): protein phosphorylation; intracellular signal transduction
Cellular component (GO): cytoplasm
Molecular function (GO): ATP binding; AMP-activated protein kinase activity
Source: RefSeq, a predicted model, not a curated record